Syngnathus acus (greater pipefish) is the source of this 1354-nucleotide messenger RNA. RefSeq names its product LRAT domain containing 2b (gene lratd2b). NCBI's taxonomy places the organism in Eukaryota, Metazoa, Chordata, Actinopteri, Syngnathiformes, Syngnathidae. The transcript has a single exon. Bases 28 to 1077 code for a protein of 349 amino acids. The record is from RefSeq and is a predicted model, not a curated record.
ACAAGCCGGGCUUAACUGUGCGUGCUCAUGUCCACGCAGGCAGGUGCAGUGAAGCAGCAUUUCCAAGGCGGGCGGGCGGGCGGUCAGGCGGCCGGCCCGGACCGGACAUGGAUUAUUGGCGCUACUUUGGAUGGCGUUGAAGAACAGGCGGAUCCGUCCCGUUUGCACGCGCCAGCCAGCCAGCCAGCCAGCCACUCUCCUUUCACCUUUAUGGGGAACCAGAUGGAGAAACGGACUCAUUUAAAUUACGUCGGGGUGCCCACAUCGGACCCGAAUGGUUUCGAGCCGGACGUCGACGACGGACCGCGCAUCGGCGUCUCUUACAUUUUCUCCAACGACGGCGGCGGGGACGACGACGACGACGACGAAGACGACCAUUCGGAGCCGUUCCCGCCGGAGGAGCACCUCGCCAAGGACCAAGAGAAGGCUUUCGAACCCGAAGACGAGCUGGAGUGUUCGCUUUACUUCCGAGAGGAGUGCAUUUUCCAGAGGAACACCGGAACGGCGACCCACUCCGCGGAGAGUCUACUCAACAAGUGCAGCCCCGGAGACGUGCUGGAGUUCGUGGCCACGGGACAGUACCCGCACUGGGCCGUCUACGUGGGCGACUUCCAGGUGGUUCACUUGCACCGAGCCGAGAUCAAGAACGGCUUCCUCGCCGACGUGAGUCAGGGCAAGAGAGGCCGCAUCGUCAACGGCCUUUACCGCUACCGUGCGCUCCAGCCGCAGGUGAUUGUGCGCAACGCCGUGGACCACGUGGGCUCCAAGGACCGAGAACUGUACUGGAGGAACUCGGAGUGCUUUGCGGCCUGGUGUCGCUUCGGGCGGAGAGAGUUCAAAAUCGGAGGGGAGAUCAGGAUCGGAAAACAGCCUUAUCGCUUCCAAAUGCACUUUUCCGACAAAAAGAGCCACGUCCUGGAGUUCCAGUGCCUGGAGGACGUGAUUAUGGAGCGCAGGAGGAAUGAGCAAAUUGGCAAGAAUGCUGUGAUGCAAGAACUGGCCACUCACCUGAACACAGCAGCAGAAGCAGAAGCAGCGGCAGCGCAGGACUUUCAAGAGGAGCCUUUAGGCGACUGAAGCAAGCGCUUUCCUUGCCAUUUCUAUUGGUUGACAACACACGCGCACACACACAACAGGUGGAGUCACAAUCGUUUGCGUUCACCUCCUCAGACAGAAAGGUACACAAGAAGAUUCCAUUUGACUUUUGUAAGCCACAGAAGCACCUGCAAAAAAGCCAGCAUCAAUAGCACGCACUUCGAUUUCUCAUGACGGAUCACUCAAAAAGCCAGCGUCAAUAUCACACACUUCUAUUUUUCUCUCUUUGUAGCUUCGUGAUGGAUCACUCCAAAAAAAA